AUGUCCAGCAAUAGUCAAACACAUAAGACUCUUUCAAAGCUACUUGAAAAUUUGUCACUUGAAGAAAAUGAUGACAAGUUUUAUGAAUAUUUCGACAAACUUGGGUCCUUACCACAUGCCGAAAAAGAAGCAAGAUUUAAAGAAUUUUUAGAUAAAAAUGAACAAAUUUAUAAAGAAACUUCUAAUAUAUCUUCUGUUCAUGUUGACGAAAAUUACACUCAGUAUCAAAUAAAUGAAUACCGAAAGAAAGCAAUUGCAGAUCAUACCUUUUCAUUCGCAAUGCAGCAUAAUCUUGGACAUGUUAUCUCUGAGCGUCUCACAAAUUUCUUCUAUGUCAACAGUAAUCUUCUUGGAUCCGGUGUAGAUGGUAAACCGCUUAAACAAAUUACUUGCGCAAAUAUUAACGUCGCAAAAAAUUUCUUCUGUAAGAAAAUUGCUGACAAACUUUGUAGUAGCUGUCAUGUUAUCUCUUAUUGUAGCAAAGAAUGUCAAAAAAUGCAUUGGAAACUUCAUAAAAUUACUUGUAAAUCAGAUAUCGCGUCGAAGGAUUGGAAACCUGACUAUAUCAAUGAAAUGCGGACUCCUGCUUUCUAUGCUCAGCCUCAACCUUUUACUUCUUUUAGUCCUUUAAUAAAAGAAUAUUUAUGGGGAAACAUGCCAGCAAUUGAUAUUGUAAAUUUAGCUUCCAAUGAGCUCGCUGAUGGCAAGUCUUGUUCAAACUAUAAAGGUCCUUUUAAUCUUCUCUUUGCUGCAAGCGGUAAAUCAGAUUCAAGGAUGAAUAAAAAUGAAGUAUUUGAGUUUGGUAAACUCAAGAUUCGUACUCAUUUUAGUCCCGAGACUUGGAUGUGCCUUGUAGGAAUGCUUGGAAAUGAUAUCGAUUUACAAACUGCCGUUGACACGCGCAAUAAUAUUAUGUUAAAUCCUGCGCGCAGAGAUUAUCGACAUCGAUAUAUGCAACGUCUUACUCCAGGAGAACGAAUUUGUUUUGAUAAUUUUCGUCAUCACGGAAUUCUUCUUCCAUUUGGUGCGCUGGAUGCUCAUCAUAACGUACCAAAUAGGUUCAUCAUAGAUCGAAUGUUUGGUUGGACAAUGGCUGAUAGUUCUGAUCCACUUUCUGGAUGGAAUAUGUUUGACGUUACCAAGAUUAAACAGGGAACAGCAAAUGAAGAUCUUUACGGAAAACUUUUCUUUUAUUUACGUGAACAACUUGAAAAGUUUAUUGAUCGAUUGCAAAAAUUAUCUAUUAAUUUUGAUUUAUAUGAUGGGGAUGCACUUGAACUUGGUGAAAAAUUAAAAGGCAAACUAUUUGAUCGAAUUCAUGUAACUAAUCUUAGUGACGAAUUAUAUGUUGGUGUUAAACCUACAUUAACCAAAUUCCGACCGCUUCUAAAUGAUAAUAAUCCACAUGCAACUUUAAUUACUCUAUUCAUGAAUUGGUUACCUUCUAUUCCAGAAUCUGAUAAAAUAAGAAUAAUGGAAGAAAUUUUCAUGAAAAGAGCCAAUGAAUAUAAAAUGAAUCGUACUCCAUCUCUCUCUGAGGCCUCUAAUUUGGCAUCUAUGAUAACAACUCAAACUGCUACUGAAGCUACCGCUUUGUAUGAUCAUACCCAAGCAUUCAAUGUAUAUAUGAAAAAGAUGGGUGCAAAUAAAACUGCAGAAAAGGUCGGAUUGCGUCGUCGAGAAGUUCAUAAAGUCGUGCCCAAGAGAAUUGGUGCCAGCAUGAAACAAGAUGAACAAAACAAUGUCAUAUCACCUGAAAAUGAAAGAGAUAGACAUUUAUUGUUUGAUUUGGGAUCACACACGUUUUUAGAACGUUACGCUGAAUGGGGAAUUGCAACUUAA
Messenger RNA from Racocetra persica, 1842 nucleotides. Lineage: Eukaryota; Fungi; Glomeromycota; Glomeromycetes; Diversisporales; Gigasporaceae. The record is from the annotation of a GenBank genome assembly.